AUGGAUUAUGCAUACGAUCCUGUAGAAACCACAAGUAGAGCCAAUGCUAAGAUUGGAAAAUCGAUCAGUGAUCUAUGGAAAAAAUGUGAAGAUUUCGCUACAUAUAGUAGAUAUGGCACUGCAGUUGAACAGAUAUUUGUACACAACAGGAAAGUCUUGCGAAAACUCCAAGAGGGCGAUCUAAUUGAGAUCAGAAGGGGUAUUGGAUACUCUCAUUGGGCUGUCUACGUUGGAAAUGAAGAGGUCGUACACUAUACAAGUGCAGAUCAAAAUGCAUGUUUAGAUGUUAUGAAUAAAGCUGAGAUUAAAUGUGAAGGCUAUUGGAAUGUAGCUAAAGGCACUAAAGUCCUGAUAAACAAUUUCAAUGACAAUAAAAUCAAUCCUUUUGAGCCUGAUGAGAUUACAAAGAGAGCCAGAAGCGAGGUUGGACGUAGCGGAUACAAUGCCAUAUGGCGCAACUGUGAACAUUUCGCUACAGAAUGCAGAUAUGGAGAACCUUCGAAUGAACAGGUACAACGUCGUGUGGUUUUCGUUUUCGCAAUUAUAGUCUUGUGUGCCGGCGCUUUUCUUCUUAGGCGAACAUCUGAGCAAAGGUAGGCCGAAAAGGAGCUGACGGAAUCUACCUUAACAAUUAGAUGAUAUGCUCGGAAUGAAUUUUCUUAGUGUUAUUGAUCUCUGUUGAUAAUUAUUGAUCUCUGUUGAUAAUGUGGAAGGAUAAUGUUAUGCUUUAAAUGUGUUGGUGUUUACAUUUUAAUAUUGUAUUUUUAUAAUCACUGAAUUUAUUGAAAUUGAUGUUACAAAUAUUUUUCCUUGGUUAAUAGUUUAAAUAACAACCAUCAUUUAUUUUAUCAAGAAUUUCUUGAGACAUUUGUUUACUACUGUUGUUGAAUAAGUGCUAAAAUGUUUCCUCAUAACACGGGUUUCCAGUCAACCCCUGUCAAUAAUUAAUAGAAUUAUUUGAUAUUACUUGAAAUUAGAACAAUACAUACAGCCUUCUCUAAAUUUAUUAAACAUGUCACCAAUCUGUACCAUCAAUAUAUUCAAAUAGAUAUAGAUACGUAAUAAUAAAACCUUAAAAUAUU
This is a messenger RNA of Mercenaria mercenaria, 1082 nucleotides long. Its product is annotated as phospholipase A and acyltransferase 2-like. Gene Ontology annotation, molecular function: glycerophospholipid phospholipase A1 activity; A2-type glycerophospholipase activity. Gene Ontology annotation, cellular component: cytoplasm. Lineage: Eukaryota; Metazoa; Mollusca; Bivalvia; Venerida; Veneridae. The record is from RefSeq and is a predicted model, not a curated record. Gene Ontology annotation, biological process: N-acylphosphatidylethanolamine metabolic process. The coding region runs from base 1 to 597 and encodes 198 amino acids. The transcript is spliced from 6 exons.